This is a messenger RNA of Nanorana parkeri, 4270 nucleotides long. RefSeq names its product sperm associated antigen 9 (gene SPAG9). Gene Ontology annotation, biological process: vesicle-mediated transport. NCBI's taxonomy places the organism in Eukaryota, Metazoa, Chordata, Amphibia, Anura, Dicroglossidae. Gene Ontology annotation, cellular component: cytoplasm. Gene Ontology annotation, molecular function: MAP kinase scaffold activity; kinesin binding; JUN kinase binding. The record is from RefSeq and is a predicted model, not a curated record. The transcript has 30 exons.
AUGCACGCAGUGGCUGUGUGCUUCUAUAGACACAUCAGUAUCCUCCCCCAGAACAAGGAAAAACAGGAACGGAGAAUUGCUUUUGGACCGGCGGUGGUGACAAGUGGUGGUGACAGUCGCUUGGAGGAGAGAGAGGCGGAGCUGAAGAAGGAAUACAACGCCCUCCACCAGCGACAUUCCGAGAUGAUACAUAAUUACAUGGAACAUUUGGAACGCACCAAACUGCAGCAGCUGAUGUCGUCGGACCAACUGGAAUCUACCAUGCAAAACAGAAUUAGGAAGGAGCGCCCCAUCUCUCUGGGUAUCUUUCCGCUGUCUACCGGAGACUCUCUGGUGUUACCGGACUCCCGCGGUGCAGAGAACCCCGGCAAUGGGCCCUGGAAGGUGCCGGAACAGAACCACGCGCGCUGCAACACCAGCUUAAAGGAUGAGCUGAUGACUCUCAGCCAAACGGCGAGCAAAAGCGGGAGCUCGGAAGCCGACAACAUGGUGCGCGCGACGUCCAAAGAUCAGAAGGAGGAGGGGAUCAUGAGGGCCAACCUCCAGAAUAACAACGUGCAGCGGAAUAAGAAGAACGAGGACGUCCAGGUCAGCCAAGAGACGUCGUCCGCUUCUACAGACACCAAUGACAACGAGGAGAAGUCGGAGGUGCAGUCUAUUAUCGAGUCCACCCCAGAGCUGGACAUGGACAAGGAUCCCAAAGCCUAUCACAUGACCAGUACCCCCACCAAAGGCAUCGAGAAUAAAGCCUUCGACCGCAACACUGACUCCCUGUUCGAGGAGCUGUCUUCAGCGGGGACGGACCUCAUCGGAGACGUGGAUGAAGGGGCCGACCUGUUAGGAAUGGGGCGAGAGGUGGAGAAUCUUAUCCUGGAGAACACGCAGCUUCUGGAAACAAAGAACGCCCUGAAUGUGGUGAAGAACGACCUGAUCGCCAAGCUGGAUGAGCUGAUGUGCGAGAAGGACGUCUUGCAGGGCGAGCUGGCCUCCAUCAAACAGACCAAACAGAAGAUGGAGGAGAAGAACAAGGAGCUGGAGGAGGAGCUGAAAAAGGCGAGGGCAGAAGCCGAGGAGGCGAGGCAGAAAUCCAAAGAUGAAGAAGAUAGCGACGUGCCGACGGCCCAGCGGAAGCGGUUCACACGGGUGGAGAUGGCGCGGGUUCUAAUGGAGAGGAAUCAGUAUAAGGAGAGACUGAUGGAGCUGCAGGAGGCCGUCCGCUGGACGGAAAUGAUCAGAGCAUCCAGAGAGAAUCCGGCCAUGCAGGAGAAGAAGAGGUCCAGCAUCUGGCAGUUUUUCAGCCGCCUGUUCAACUCUUCUGGCACUGCUUCUAGGAAACCCGACCUGCCUGUCAACGUCCGGUACAACGCCCCGACCUCGCACAUCACCCCCUCCAUCAAGAAGAAGAGCAGUGCCUUAGCCAAACUCCCCAGUGACAAGUCCAAAGCCUUCGACUUCCUCAGUGACGACACCGAAGCGACUCUGGCCUCCCGGAGGGAACAGAAGAGGGAGCAGUACCGCCAGGUGAAAGCCCACGUCCAGAAGGAAGAUGGCCGCAUUCAGGCCUUCGGCUGGAGUCUUCCUCAGAAGUAUAAGCCGGUGUGUAUGAUGCGAAUCCUUUUCACGCGUCUGCGUCCAAUCUCUGGAGCAUGUUCAGUGUUUUUCAUUCCACUUUUUUUUUUUUUUUUAAAGAAUCUGCCGGUUCCAGUCUACCUGCGGCCGCUGGAUGAGAAAGAUACUUCCAUGAAGCUGUGGUGUGCGGUCGGUGUCAAUCUGUCUGGCGGGAAGACCAGAGAUGGCGGCUCGAUUAUCGGAGCCAGCGUCUUCUAUAGCGACCUCCCGGGCUCCGAGGCGGGUGACCAGAAGACGCGCAUUUGCUGCCAUCCCCCGUCCUUACCCCUCUACAGUGUGCUGCCAUCCCCCGUCCUUACCCCUGAACACAGUGCUGUGCUCACCCUCUUCGCUUCUUGGGUCCAGCAAAAAGAGUUAAGGCACCAAGAUGAGUUGUCCAGCCUGGUGUGGAUCUGCACCAGCACACAUUCCUCCACCAAGGUCAUCAUCGUUGACGCCAACGAACCCGGAAAGGUGUUGGAUACUUUCAUAGUUUGCAACUCCCAUGUACUAUGCAUCUCCAGUGUACCAGGAGUUAUGGAGACGGACUACCCCACAGGAGACGCCACUAAAAUGGAUACGGAUGCUGCGCAGGCGGACAAAACUUCCUUAUCGGAGAGUCUGGUCAGCAGCACAUCUUCCUCGGAGCAGCCAGUGGGGGGCGUCAGAGUUACAGUUGCCUCCGUAGAGGAAUCCGAGCCCCCUUCACCACAAACCGCCAGUGUUAUUUCCACUGAGGCAGAGUGCAAUCCAGAUCCGGACUCUGGCAAUGCUGAAUUGGACGACAACGUGCCCACGGCGGAGGAAGCUACGGAGGCCACAGAAGUGGGAGACGGCACCACAGACGACGUGGCCGAUAUUCAGGCCGGCAUCUAUACAGAACACGUUUUCACCGACCCGCUGGGUGUACAGAACACGACUGACGACUCUGGCUGCCAGCCCAGGUGAGGGUCACCCGUAUUAUCCACACAUCACAUCAAUGUUUUGUUGGACGCUAAGGACCUGAUGAGAGAGGAAGCCCAGAAGAUGAACAGCCUGCUGCCGACCAUGUGGCUGGGAGCGCAGAACGGACACCUCUACGUACACUCGUCUGUCGCCCAAUGGAAGAAGUGUCUGCUCCAAAUUAAGCUGAAAGAUUCCAUCCUCAGUAUUGUCCAUGUGAAGGGGAUUGUGUUGGUGGCGCUGGCUGACGGGACUCUGGCGAUCUUCCAUCGAGGAGUUGAUGGCCAAUGGGAUCUUUCCAACUAUCACCUCCUCGAUUUUGGCCGUCCUCACCACUCGAUCCGAUGCAUGACGGUGGUCCAUGACAAGGUUUGGUGCGGAUACAGGAACAAAAUCUACAUUGUGAAUCCAAAGACGAUGAAGAUCGAGAAAUCUUUUGAUGCCCAUCCGAGGAAGGAGAGCCAGGUGAGGCAGCUGGCGUGGAUCGGCGAUGGGGUUUGGGUUUCCAUCCGGCUCGAUUCAACGCUACGGUUGUACCAUGCACACACCUACCAACAUCUGCAGGACGUGGACAUUGAGCCCUACGUUAGCAAAAUGCUGGGCACCGGAAAGCUCGGGUUCUCCUUCGUUAGGAUAACGGCCCUGAUGGUGUCCUGCAACCGGCUGUGGGUCGGGACCGGGAACGGCGUCAUCAUCUCCAUCCCCCUGACGGAAACCAUUAUACUGCACCAGGGCCGGUUACUUGGGUUGAGGGGUAAGUGCCGACACAGUCAACAAGCCCUCCUCCCUCCCCAGGCUUUACUUCUUAGUAGCCACGGCUGUGUAGAUUCACCCCCCCCCCCCCUUUGUAUGUGUCUUCUCCGGAAGCCCUUGGCUGUAGUCUCUCUUGUAUUACUAAACGGCUGGACGGAUCGGCCUCCUCCUCCUCCUCCUCGUGUGUCGCAGCUAAUCUUUACAGCCGCACCCUCUGCGCUGGUCACCGCAUCAUAUCAUCCGCUCCGGAGCUUCUCCUUCCCACGCAAUGCUCUCCUCUCUCUCUCCCGGACCUGUCUGUCCUUCCGCGGCCUUCUCAUGCCAAAUGGAUGUGUCUUGAGUCAUCCACAUGGAGCGCGCAGCAGAGCCAAGGUUACGACUAGGAAGAGAAGCUGCGUGACGCAAAGGCAGAGGAAUGGGGAAGUGAAGCGGCAGAGAGAUCUGAACUCUGAUCUUCCUCUUCGGCACCAAUACCAUGCUGUGGCCCUUAUAGAUGAGGCCAGCGCUGAAGGGAGCCAGGAGCAGCUGGGUCAGGUGAUUUGCCCGUCCAGUGGUGGCACGCCGGAUUCAGUCGGGGAUAAAAGUGCCGCUGCGCAACAGGAGCUGAGUAACCCGCCUCAAAAGUCCAUGUUGGUGAUGAGCGGAGGAGAGGGGUACAUCGAUUUUAGGAUGGGUGAUGACGGAACGGAUUCUGGACAUUUAGAUGAGUCUCUGCCUUUCGAUCCUUCCAUGACUAAAGUGGAGAGGAGCCACCUCAUCGUCUGGCAGGUCAUGUGCAGCGACGGCGAGUGAAGGACGCCGGGACGCGGAAGGACAUUUUUUUAUAUAUUUUUUUUGCAUGAUGUAUUUUUCCAUCUUUUUUUUUUUUUCUACUCCUGAAAUAUUUUAUCGAAUAUUUUAACAUUUUGGACUCUCUGUAUAUAAACGACCUUCACAAAGCUAACGCAAUGCGUCGUUUCUGGCGCAG